This is a messenger RNA of Impatiens glandulifera, 840 nucleotides long. Its product is annotated as anthocyanin 5-aromatic acyltransferase-like. The record is from RefSeq and is a predicted model, not a curated record. Lineage: Eukaryota; Viridiplantae; Streptophyta; Magnoliopsida; Ericales; Balsaminaceae. The transcript has a single exon. The coding region runs from base 1 to 840 and encodes 279 amino acids.
AUGGACGGCAAGAGCAAUGCCAUGUUUCUAAAGUCAUGGAGCACAAUUUGCAGAGAAGGGGGAGCAGGAGCCCAUCCGCCAGAACUAUUGCCGGUUCUGGAAAGAUCCUUGAUUGCUGACCCGUUAGAUAUCAUCAAGAUUUACGUUGAUCAUUGGAUGAAAACGACGGAGAAUAAGAGAAGCCUCAUUCCAAUGGAUAUGAAACCGGCAACUGGGUUAUACAGGAGAACAUUCCGGUUAGCUCCAGGGGAGAUUGGACAAAUAAAGGGGAAAAUAAAGUUCCCUGUUUCUAGUUACACGGCGGUAUGUGCAUACGUUUGGAGAUGUCUAGUGAAAGCAGAGGAGGGGGACAUAACAAAGGAGAGUGUUUCUCUGACUAUCGUCGUGGAUUGUCGAUCGCGAUUGGAGCCUCCGAUCCCUGCAAAUUACAUUGGAAACUGCCUUACUUAUCUGUUUGCUAAGGAAAAGGUUGCGUCUUUGGUGGGAGAUGAUGGGCUGGUGUUGGCGGCAACCGCCAUUAAAGAGGCAACGGGAAGGUUGGAAAAGGAAUCAGUUGUGAAAGGAGCGGAGAAGUGGCUUUCGGAAGAAAGUUCAACGUAUAGCAAUGAGAAGGUGUAUGGAGUUGGUGCGUCGACGAGGUUUGAUCUGUAUGGUUCUGAUUUUGGAUGGGGACGGCCGAGGACGACGGAGUUGGUUUCCGCUGAUAGGAAUAGUUCUUUCUCGCUUUGUGAUGGUAGAGAUGGAAAUGACGUGAAUAUUGAGAUUGGGAUAGUGUUGAAGAAGGUCCAGAUCGAAGCUUUUGCGUCUCUUUUCGCUCAAGGGCUUCAACAAUAUGAAUGA